Solea senegalensis (Senegalese sole) is the source of this 8612-nucleotide messenger RNA. RefSeq names its product calcium channel, voltage-dependent, alpha 2/delta subunit 1a (gene cacna2d1a). Bases 241 to 3492 code for a protein of 1083 amino acids. The transcript is spliced from 40 exons. The record is from RefSeq and is a predicted model, not a curated record. Gene Ontology annotation, molecular function: voltage-gated calcium channel activity. NCBI's taxonomy places the organism in Eukaryota, Metazoa, Chordata, Actinopteri, Pleuronectiformes, Soleidae. Gene Ontology annotation, cellular component: L-type voltage-gated calcium channel complex.
CCAAAAAAAGCACACUCCUCAACUCCACACACACACACACACACACACACCAGAUAAGAUUUGUUUCCAAACGCGCACCGAUGGCGGUGUGAGGCGUUUGGAUGAGAAGUGCGCACGGACGACGCGGUGGAAUUGUGGAUUUUGUCUUCAUGUUGUUGUUGUUGUUGUUUUUUUAUCCAUAUCAUUUUUCUGUCUCUUCUCCGCGUGGAUUGCGGUCGAGAGUGAAAUAAGGCACAAGGCAUGGAUCACCCCGUCUGUCUACUUUUGCUCCUGGCAACAGUGUCGUCCGUGUACGCGGGGCAAUUCCCAACAGCGCAGACGGUAAAGGAAUGGGUGGACCAGAUGCAAAAUGAGUUGGUCACAAUGACGGACACAGCCAGUGGUCUGCAUGAACUAAUAAAGAUUUACAAAAAUCACAAAGCUCACUUCAGCGUGGAGACGAACAAUGCGAGGGCACUGGUGUCAACGGCUGCUGGGAACAUAGAGGGACUGCUGGCUAACCGCUCUCAGGCCCUGAAGAGGCUGGCAACAGAAGCGGAGAAGUUUCAGAUGGAGCACGAGUGGAGGGACGACAGUGAGGCUGACAAAUUUGUUUACUACAAUGCCAAAGAUGGUCUCAAUCAGACCGAGGAGAAGAAGAAAGGAUACAUGCCCGACGAUUUCCACAUAGAUCCCAACUUCAAACGCCACGUGUCCUACAACACCACCGCCGUCCACAUCCCCACGGAUAUAUACGAGGGCUCUACCAUCAUUUUAAAUGAGCUAAAUUGGACAGAGGCCUUGGAGGAUGUUUUCCGGAAAAACAAGGAGGAAGAUCCCUCACUCCUGUGGCAGGUGUUUGGAUCCGCCACGGGAUUGGCUCGCUAUUACCCAGCUUCGCCUUGGAUGAACUUGAGCAACUCGCCCAAUAAGAUCGACCUCUACGACGUGCGCCGGCGACCGUGGUACAUUCAGGGGGCGGCGUCACCUAAGGACAUGCUGAUCUUGGUGGACGCGAGCGGCAGCGUCUCGGGUCUCACCCUCACACUCAUCCGGACGUCCGUAAACUGGAUGCUGGAGACUCUGUCCGACGACGACUACGUCAACAUGGUUUAUUUCAACGGGACGGCCUCGCACGUGGCGUGCUUCCAGAACCUGGUGCAGGCCAACGUCCGCAACAAGAAGAUCCUCAAGGACGCGGUGAUGCAGAAAAUCGUCGCCAGGGGAAUCACCAACUACAAGGGCGGCUUCGAGCUGGCCUUCGAGCAGCUCGCACAGACGAAUGUGUCGAGAGCAAACUGCAACAAGAUCAUCAUGCUCUUCACUGACGGUGGAGAGGAGCGGGCGGAGGAAAUCUUCCAGAAACACAACCCAAAGCAAGCGGUGCGCGUCUUCACAUUCUCAGUCGGUCAACACAACUAUGACAAAGGACCAAUACAGUGGAUGGCAUGUGCCAACAAAGGCUAUUACUAUGAGAUUCCCUCUAAAGGUGCCAUUAGGCUCAACACACAGGAGUACCUGGACGUUUUGGGCAGACCUAUGGUUAAGGCUGACAAAAAGGCCAAACAGGUCCAGUGGACCAACGUCUACCUUGAUGCACUGGAGCUCGGCCUGGUGAUCACUGGAACUCUGCCCGUCUUCAACAAAACACACACAGGCUCAAAGAAAUCACAAACCCAGCUCAUCCUGGGUGUCAUGGGUAUCGACGUGUCCCUGGAGGAUAUCAAGAGACUCACACCUCGCUUCACCUUUGGACCGAACGGUUACUACUUUGCCAUCGAUCCCAACGGAUACGUGCUGCUCCACCCUAACCUGCAGCCAAUGACUGGCAAGUUUCAUGAACCUGUAACGCUGGACUUCCUGGAUGCGGAGAUCGAGAGUGAGAUCAAAGUGGAGAUACGGAAGCAAAUGAUUGAUGGACUCACUGGGAAUUACACAAUACACACGCUGGUGAAAUCCCAAGACGAGCGCUACAUCGACCAAGGUCUGAGGACGUACAGCUUUGCACCGGUAAAAGGGACAGAUUAUAGCCUGGCCCUGGUCCUUCCCGACUACAGCAUGCACUACAUCCGAGCCACAAUCGGUGACACGAUCACUCAGGCAAAAUCAUUUUUGGGGAAAAAUGUUUCUGAAACCCUGCUCGCGGACAAGUUUGAUGAAUACGGCUACACGUUCAUCGCGCCGAGGGCGUACUGUAAGGACUUGAAGCCACCUGACAAGAAUAAAAACAACAUGGAGUUCCUCAUGGAGUUCAACAAUUACAUUGACACAAAGACUCCAAACAAUCCCAUGUGUAACGUGGAGCUGGUGAACCGGUUGCUCCUGGACGCGGGGAUCACCUCGGACCUGAUCAAGAUUUGGAAACAAAAGGAGUUGCAGCUCGGUGUCCUGGCGAGAUUUGUUGCCACCGAUGGAGGGAUCACGCGCGUCUACCCCAAAAGCGCUGGCCUGGACUGGACGGCGGACGCAGAGACGUACGAGUCGAGCUUCUAUAAGCGGAGCCUGGACAACGAUCUGUACAUCUUCACUCCCACGCCGUACCUCGUGAGAGACAACUCGAGUGACGACUCUGUCCUGGUGAGCAGAGCGGUGAACCUCGACAUUAAUGGGAUCACACUUAAACCCGCCGUGGUCGGCGUGAAGCUGGACAUCAGUUCCUGGAUGGCGAGAUUCAUCAACACCACUCAGAGGAUGAAUUGCAACGACGAGAUCUGCGGCUGUCAGCGGAACGACAUGUACGUGGACUGUGUCAUUCUGGACGACGGAGGCUUCCUGGUGAUGUCCAAUCGAGACGAGUACAUUGAUCAGAUCGGACGCUUCUUUGGCGUGAUCGACCCCGUCCUCAUGAGAAGCCUCAACGACUCCCUGUUCACCUUGAAGCAGACGUACGACUACCAGUCGCAGUGUGACCCCAAGAAAGAGAGCAAGGCGGCAGCGGGGCUGCGAUCCGUCUAUGUGCCCACAAUUGCAGAUAUUUUGAGUUUAGGAUGGUGGGCGACAGCUGCCGCAUGGUCCAUACUGCAGCAGAUACUGGUCAGCGUCACAUUCCCAACUUUCCUGGACGCAGCCGAAAUGGACAACGACGUGACCGAUGCCAUGCUGAAAGAAGUCUGCAUCACCAAGCAAACUCAGUAUUACUUCAUGAACACCAACUUCACCUUCAGAGGCACGGUCGACUGUGAAAACUGCUCCAGGCUGUACCACGCUGAAAAGCUGCCCAAGACUAACCUGGUCUUUAUCAUCGCUGAUGCAAAAGUCACCUGCUCGUCCUGUGACGCCACCCUGAUGAAACAGGACGAGGAGCCGUCCGAAGGUCCCGAUCCCUGCGAGAUGGCUCAGAAUCCCCGCUACAGGAAAGGGCCCGCGGUCUGUUUUGAUAACACGGAACAUGAGGAGGAUCCUGACUGCGGCGGCGCUUCCAGCCUGAGUCCCCAUCUGUCAUUAAUGGUGGCUCUUCAGCUGAUGCUGCUCUGGGUUCUGUCAGGCUCCGGAAACCAUGUCGUUCCGUCAUGACCUCUGAAUAACCCGAUCACACCCUCUAACUUCCAGCCUCUGAAUCUCCAUCAUGGCAACCAGCAUGCAACGCUGCCACCGAAAUGAUGAAUGGUUAUGGGACGAUUACGCGAAAUCCUAUGAGCUCCUCAGUUUGCCGGUUUCUUUUUUUUCUACCAGGUCUGAAGGUGGAAGUGGUGAAAGAAAUGUGUUUCAGAAGAUGUCAGUUUAAACAAUCAGGAAGAAUUUGACCCACAGCUACCCUUCAUCCCUUCACUGGUCCCCAUCAGCUGAGAUUAUAGGAAUUCAGCGAUUCCUUUUGAUUGGCAACUUCUGAACUUUCUCUGGCUCGAUGUCACAGAUGAGGGAGAUCGGACCGCCUUACAGUAUCAAAGGGAUUGAGUCCCACGGAAGGGACUUGCUGUUUAUUGAAGAUGAUUAGCAGUUCUUUUUUUUUUUCAACACUGCCAAAAACAGUGCUACCAUUUAUUCUGAAGCGAUUUGCAGUGGCUAGUUUUAGGUAUUUAUUGUUUUGUGGUUUAGGAUUUGGCUAAGAUUGCGAUAAGAGAUGCCAAAUUUUUACAUUGCAAGUUGACUUACAGUUGCCUACAGCUGGGUUUCUGAUAAUAUCACGUCGUCUCAGUCUAAUUUUUUUGACAGCACCACCUAGAACAUUUUCAUAUCGUCUCUAAGGCCGUUUGCCUUCACUUCUUGCCCCGUGUGUGUGUGCGUGUAGAUGCUGUAUUUGCAGAGUGGAACUCACGUUCAUUGUUAAGUUUAUACACAGAAACCAAACUCACCCACUGCCACAGAACGCCUGCGUCUCUGCAUGGAUUCUACCCAAACGUCAGUGCUAAUCAGGAGCGGUACAUGUAUGUGGAUUUUCCUCCUUGCCGUUGGAUCACUCCAGUGAAAACUUUGUUGCCAUAGCACCCGUCAACCAGUCAGGAUGAGCCUGGCCGGUGUCCUUUGCAUGCUUUAGUAGACAAAAUCUCUAGUGCCAUGUGGACUGUGCGACUCAGACGAACCCUUUAGCUUUGUUGACUAAAAGGAGAGAGGUGUAGUGUUUUUAUUUAUUUUUAUUAUUAUUUAAUGGUUAUUUAAACAUAAUCAGAAUUGGUUAUUUGAAUGAUUUUACUGCCAUUGCGAGAGUAAACGACUGCUGCGGGGGUUUACCGAUAGGAGACUUUGUUCUUGACAUUUUGUUCAAGAGAAGAAUUGGUACGUUUGUGUUCACUGCUGUCACUUUUUGAAUUAAAUGACUACUAUCUGCACUGCAUUUCAAAGUGCAACUUUUCUUUUGUCUUUACAGUUUCGUCUUCGUCUGCCUGAGGAGCAGCCUCUGUCUCUGGCGUAGAACUAAUAUUAUUCCUUUUUAAUUUAUUACUCUGUGGCUUCAUCUCACCAUGUAAAAAUCAUAAUUCACCUGCAGUCACCGUACGGCUUUACAAUAUCAGUUCAUUUUGACUCUUUUCUUUUUCUUUUCUUUGUUGCAUUGUUACAUUAACAGAUUUACUGCAAAUAAUUUUAAUGAGAUAGUGUCACUGUGUUUGCCAGAGGGCGAGACGGUUGAAAUGUCAGAUUUAAUUAUACCAGCCACAUCAACAUGUUGGCUUUGACAACUUUUGCCAGAAAUCUUUGAUGAUUUCUCAGUCUGUUGACUCAGAGUCCGUUGACAGAGUGGUUUUGAGUCUUUCCAUUGUAGUGUGUGUUGGCUGGAUAGUGAUAGCUGUGUCAUAUGGCGUGAUUGCAGGGUCACAGAGUGCAAAGUAAGACAUUCAGUGCGUUUACACCCAUGUUAAAGGUAGGGUUGGAGAUCCUGGAAAAACUGUUCGAGCAGGCGACGUAUUUAAUUCAAAAGUCCAAGCCCCUUUUUUCAGACUUCCCUCCAAAGCUCCGCCUCCAGCGUACAGGAAACGCGCGAAAAACACGGUCAGAAAAUGCUCCAGGAAAAUAAUCUCCCACCUUUAAAAGACAACUUUUAGUCGGAGUAAGACAAUAAUUCCGUUUUCUUAAUGUUAGUCUGACUAAAAUCGUGCUAGUCUCAGUCGGACUAACAUACCUGGAUAAUGUGAUUCAUAGUCCGAUUAUUCCAGCAUGUAUGCGCUUAGUCGGACUGGAGUCAGACUUGGAAUUCUGCGCAUGCACCAAAAUUCCCUCCCCGGUCUUUGACCCGGAAGUUGAAGGAGACGACGUAUAAAACUGCAGUAACGUUGCCGGAAAAGAACAAGCAACGCGAUGGCGUCAGCGAGAGCGAAAGCUACGGAGAAGACCCGCUUUUGGACGGAUGUACAGCAGGUACAGAAACAUACUCAACCACAGCACGGUCCAUCUCGCUGUUUGUCAUUCCUGUGACGAAAAGGUCGGCAGGAUAGUGAUUCAAUACGCUCUAGCUUACGGAGAGAUAGGGCGGAGUCAGAUGUACGCGGCCAAUAAAAGGUCUUUUGGCAUGGCAAGUUGUCCAAUUGCCUGUCUUAGUCGGACUAUGGUCUUAGUUGGAUUAAACUGCGUGUGUAAACGACUGUGUUACCUCAGGAUAAUUGCACUUCUUCUGACUUUAAAUGAACAAAGUAAAGUUUAUGAAGUCAACCGUUAUUUUGGCGCCCUUUACCGUUACAUUUACCGUGUCAGUGCUAAUAAGGAGCAGAGAGUCAGACUGAAAAGUUGUACUGUGUUGGUUUAACCAAACACUUGUAUGUUGUCAGAUAGUGACUAAAACUGUCCACAGGCUAAUGUAUAAAGUAAACCAUUAGUCAUUGACCCAUACACUCACAAGGUGAAAACAUCACUACCCACACGACUCUCAAAGCAGUGAAAUGUUAGUGCUUCACUAAAGAAAUCCGCCAAAUUAAACUAAACUAACAAUGGGGGAAAAAAAAAAACAAGAAAACAAGUUUUAAAUCCUUGAAAUAAAAACGUCACUUUUACUCCGACCAGCUGCACUUGACGGUUUGUUUGGCACAGCAGCUGUCAACAAGUUAUUAUACAAUUAGAGCCUUAUUUAUUCUGUUGAUUCAACUUAAGAAUGUUUGGUUGAAAUGAUCCAUGUGUAGUUUAUGUAAAAUGCCUCGUUAGGAGAGACUUUCCAGUACGGAAAUGAUCAUUUUAUACAACUGUUCAGCAUUUGGAACAAUAUGUUCCAUUGUUGUUGACACUAGCAUCACCUAACGCCCUCACAACACACUGUACGCAUGUGACAAUGCAUCUGUUUCACAUUCAACACGUCAACAAAGGUGGUUAUUAGUCGGUUGCGAGGACGCGGCGCGCAGAGCGACACGGGGACUCUCGUUGCGUAUCCGAGGGCAGCGCUUGACGCGUGUUUGCAAGGGAACGACUAAUUCAGUGCGACAUGUCGUUAAAAGAUGUGUGUGCAGUCUGUGGCCACAGACAUUUGUCUCACACUUGUUUUAAUUCAAUAAUUGCUCUCUCGCCUCAUGUUGAGUAAUGUCAGAUCAGGAAACACUAGCUCACAUCCAUUUAGCCACAAACCACCAUCAUCAUCGUCGUCGUCGUCGUCGUCGUCAGUAACCUUAGCCAGUGAUACGAGUUGAACUUUAACCUCCGUGUUUUACUAUAACCUUCGACUUAAACAACGUGGUGACACUAACAACGGUAUUUAAGCUCCUUUUACACUUACUAACACUCACAGACUAUCAAGUGCCAUAUGGGACUCUCUUAUUCUCUUGUGGAGAAACCUAUUAUCCUAUAAUAUUACAUUUAUGCAACGUCACUAAGGCAAGAUGUACUUGUCAUAAAUAGUUUCCCUGUGUGCUGCAUGAGAGCAAAAAAAAAAGAAGAAAAGAAAAAGUAAUGUAUCCAGUGUGCUCCUGCUUCCGUGAGUGUGUGACGCGUAAGGAGCGUAAUAUUAUUCAUGAUAUGAUAACGGUAUGAUCAGCUUUUUACUGCCUUGCUCUUGUGGAGACAGCAUUUGGCUCUGCUCAGGUGUGAUUUGACAGGAAGACGACGGUGCUCACGAUACACUGAAGGACACUUCUAGUGAACCAGCCAGUGUUAAGUCAUGAAUACGUUACAUUUCUUACCAUAUUGAAGUAAGUACACACCGACGCCGUCAAGUUAUUGUGAGCAUGUCAAAAUGCUAAUGCACUUUGAGGCUGUAGUAUAGAUCAGUGCUUCCUUCAACUUUAUUAUUAAGGGAUUUGGACUUCGGACUAUUUGAGGACUCGCUUCUAAAAGAUUCACAAGCCAUUUCAUAAUGUACCGCUCCCUUGAAUUUGAGGUCAUUUGGUCCUUGAAGAGUCCUUGAAUUUAAAUGUCAACCAAGGUGUGGGGAACCCUGAGUUUAACUCACACAGGAACGUUGUUGUGUAUGUGACGCUCAAACCUUUUACACUUUAGUUAUUUAACAACAUGCGAGAGUAGGACAAACUCGUGCUACUGGUCAAGGGUCAAGGGUCAGGGAAUGAUUAUUUUAUGUAUGGUUAUUGUACACAUUACAGUAAAUCAUCUCUGUAAGACCUAAUCACAACUUCAUUUUACGUCACAUAAAUCUUAAGUAAAUGAAAAAAAAGAUUAAUGUAUGAUUAAAAGGCAAAGUGCACACCAUUUUAUAUACAUAUAAUCUAUAUACACUAAUAUAACACUUAUUGUUGUUCCUGUACCUUGGAAAGGAGCCAUUUGACUUUAUUCAUUUGUUGAACCCGCAGACUCUUGAGACUUCGCAGCCUGAAUUCAUUUGUCUCCAUAUUUUUAAUUAAUGCGACGUAGAGUGACUGAAUCAAAGUUGGCGUCACGAAAAAUGAAAGAAAACCUGCAAAAGUUAUACAAAUGCACCGAAAAUUCCACUCAAAUCUAAACGUGCUAAAUUCAAAUGCUGUCACCUCAGGAAAAGUAUAUGUGAAAUUAUGAUUUGAAGUGUUUUCUGACUGUGAUGGUGCUCUCUGUGUGUGGAUUUCUGGACUCUUAAAGACUGCUUCGUGUGUAUGUGUCUGUUACCAACUCAGUCCCUUGUCCCUGUUUUUUGGUUUUUAAGGCCGACUUAGGUUUUAAAGUUGUAGAAGAGUAAAGUAAAAGAAAAGAUGUUUUCUUCCAAAAAAGAACAAUGUUUAUAACGCUGCGGAGGACAAAUGUGUUUAUCAAUGCGCAAAUUAAGGUUUAUCCAGAAUAAAAGUUUAUGAUUAUUA